AUGUCGUUCCAACCACCGAGGCCGACGGCUCUUGAACAAGACGGCCGGGAUCGUGAUGACGGCCGUGCAGAGUUCCGUCGCUCGACAAGCAGCGGCCUCCGCUCGUUCCUCCCGCCGCUCAACUUCAUCACGCUGCACUACGCCUACUUCAUCGGCACGACCCUCCUCGCCUCGGUCAUCUUCUACGUCUCGUCCAGCCCGCACGGCAGCAUCGGCUAUGUCGACUCGCUCUUCCUCGUCGUCUCCGCCAUGACCGAGGCCGGCCUCAACACCGUCAACCUGAGCGAGAUGACCGUGUGGCAGCAGGUCAUGCUCUGGCUGCUCAUCAUCGUCGGGAGCUCCGUCUGGGUCUCCAUCUGGACGGUCCUGGCGCGGAAGCACGUCUUCGAAAAGAGUCUCCGGGAGGUCGUCCAGGCGAGCGACGAAGAGAGGGACCGGCAGCACGGCCGGCUGCCCAUCUUCAACGGCCGUGAUGCCGCGUCGAGGGGCAAGGGCGGGGCAAGCAUGACGGGGGUGAUGGAGCGGGGGGUUUCGAGCCAGGCCCGGGCCGGGGACAACCACAUCACCAUCGACACGCCCGAGAACCUCACGCGGCGUUCGACGCACUCGGUGUCCUCGAGCACCAAGCCGACCCGCCCCUGGCUUUCGUUUCUCAGCUCCGCCAAAGAAGGCCGCAACUCCCAGUUCCACUCUCUCACGGCCUCCGAGCGCUCCCGUCUCGGCGGCCACGAGUACCGCGCCCUUCGUCUGCUGUCAGUCGUGGUCCCGGUGUACUCCAUCCUCUGGCAGGUCCUCGGCAGCCUGGCCAUCGGAGCCUGGAUAGCGAACAACAUGCCGACGGUGGCGACGUCCAACGGCGCGAAUCCCUGGUGGGCCGGCAUCUUCUUCGCCGUCUCGGCGUUCAACAACUCGGGCAUGUCGCUCCUCGACGCCAACAUGGUGCCCUUCCAGCAGGCUUACUUCGUGCUCAUCACCAUGGGCCUGCUGAUCUUGGCGGGCAACACGGCGUACCCUCUGUUUCUCAGACUCAUCUUUUGGUCUGCGUUGAAGGUGCUUCGCCUUACCACAGGGGAAGAAAUACACGUUGAGCUGAAGAGCACGUUGGAGUUCAUCCUCAGAUACCCGCGACGGGUCUAUACAAACUUGUUUCCAUCCAGACCAACCUGGUGGCUAUUCUUCAUGGUAGUACUGACGAAUGGGAUCGACUGGAUGGCAUUUGAGGUCCUCAACAUCGGUAACCCCGUCAUUGAGGCCAUUCCCGUCGGAGCCCGCGUGCUGGACGGCCUGUUCCAAGCCAUUGCUGUCCGCUCGGGUGGUUUCUAUGUCAUCCCCAUUGCCUCCGCCUACCCAGGGCUGCAGGUUCUGUACGUCAUCAUGAUGUACAUCUCCGUCUACCCCGUCGUGAUAACGAUGCGCCACUCCAACGUCUACGAGGAGCGCUCUUUGGGUAUCUACGCCGACGACGACGACGACGACGACGCCCCGAGCCGCUCCUCCACCGACGAGAAAAAGCACGGCGGCGGCAACGGGCUGCUCACCAAGCUGAUCAGGGACAACCUCAGCUUUGCCGGGGUGGGCGCGGCCAAUCCGAAGAGGGCCGACGGCCUCGAGUCCCGGACGAGCUUUGUGAGCCAGCAGAUCCGCGGACAGCUCGCCCACGAUCUAUGGCUGCUCACCCUCGCCGUGCUCAUCAUCGUCACCAUCGAGACGUCGCAUUUCCUCGAGGACCCGGUGCACUUUUCCGUCUUCAACGUCGUCUUCGAGGUGGUCUCCGGCUACGGGUGCGUGGGCAUCUCGGUAGGCCUGCCCAAGGACGCCAUGAGCUUCUCCGGCGGCUGGCAUGCGGGGAGCAAGCUGGUGCUGUGCCUCGUCAUGCUGAGGGGACGUCACCGGGGACUCCCUGUCGCCCUGGACCGGGCCGUGAGACUACCUGGACAGAGGCUGUUGGAGGACGAGGAGGAGGAUUGGAGGUUGAGACGGGCCAGAAGUGGGCGGGGGGUGGAAAGCAAAGCGGUUUAG
This is a messenger RNA of Colletotrichum graminicola M1.001, 2019 nucleotides long. Its product is annotated as cation transporter. The record is from RefSeq and is a predicted model, not a curated record. The transcript is spliced from 2 exons. Gene Ontology annotation, molecular function: high-affinity potassium ion transmembrane transporter activity. Gene Ontology annotation, cellular component: plasma membrane. Lineage: Eukaryota; Fungi; Ascomycota; Sordariomycetes; Glomerellales; Glomerellaceae. Gene Ontology annotation, biological process: intracellular potassium ion homeostasis; potassium ion import across plasma membrane. Bases 1 to 2019 code for a protein of 672 amino acids.